Messenger RNA from Brenthis ino (lesser marbled fritillary), 1479 nucleotides. Lineage: Eukaryota; Metazoa; Arthropoda; Insecta; Lepidoptera; Nymphalidae. The record is from the annotation of a GenBank genome assembly.
AUGUUCAGCGGUAAUUACGUGGAAGAUCAACAAAACCAAAUUUCUAUUGAUAUGCUAGAUCCCAACACAAUGAGUAUUGUUCUACAAUAUAUGAAUAUAGGCUUAAUUGACCUAUCUGAGUAUUCUCUGGCAACUAUUGGCGAUAUAGCAGUAGCAGCAAAUUUUCUUCAAAUGAUUGAAUUAAUCAAACAGAUUGAGUAUACAUUAGAAAUACAAAUGUGUGAGUCUAAUUGGAUGGAGACAAUGGCUAUAGCUGAAACUUCUUCAUAUUCUAAACUUGAGCAACUGUCUGCUGCAUUUGGACUAUAUUCAUUUAAAUCUAUGAAGCCAGAAUAUAUUUCAACAAUACAUAAAUUGGCAUGGUAUUUAUCACAUCCAUAUUUAGACACUCAAAGUGAAUUAGAUGUUUUCAAUUUUGGUCUUCAAUGGAUUUUACACAAUGAAACUGGUGCUGAUGCACUAUUAAUUAUUCUUGGAUGCUUAGAUUUCAAAAGGAUAUCAAAACAUGAUAUAGAAGAAAUUAAAAAAUGUACAAGUGAAUAUGAAAACAGUUUAGCCCUUAAAGUAGCAGAUUGUCUUUAUGAAUUAUCAAAUAACAACUUAGAGAUAUGUGAAGCAGUUUUAAAUGAUAAAAAAUCUGAAUUUUAUGAAAAGUUUACGGAGCGAGUUUGGAUAGAAACAAUAAAUAUAAUAAAAGAAAGUAAAACUCGUCUUUUGAGUUACACUCCAGUAGUGCCAAUGUGGGUCCUAAAGAAUUCUAAACGAGAACUGUUACCACAUUACAUGUACACAUAUAAUAAUGAAAAAGGAUUUGAGCAAUGGUUGGAAGUAUCUGAAAAAGACUUAUGGGGUUGGAGUGUUAUUUCUUGGGGAUUGACAAAAUUAGUAAUUGUAUGUGGUGAACAUGUGGCAGGCAAGGCAAAUAACCGUACGGGUAUAUAUAUGAAGGAUGUUAAAGUAUAUGAUACAUUGAAGCAAGAAUGGACAAGACAUGGCGUAGAUUUACCCCCAAGAAGCCAUGCUGGUUUAGCUGUCGUUGGUGACUCACUCUAUAUUCUUGGAGGAAAAGGGGAGUUUACCAGGGAGCUAGAAACAGCCAUAAUUUAUGACUUAAAGCAAAGAGCUUAUAGAGAAAUAGAUGAAUUGCCCGAAGCAAUUUGUAACCCAGCAGUUUGUUCACAUAAGAACAUGGUAUAUGUCGCUGGGGAAAAACAAAUAUUUCGUUAUAAAGCCUGGGGUACUUCAGGCAAGGAGCUCAUAGUUUUUACAAAAACCUUAAGUAUAUAUCCAGAUAUAUUGGCAGUAGAACAAUUCAGUGAUGAUAGUAAAGAAAAGAAACCUGUGGUUCUUUUUAAGCAAAAAAAACCAUCAUUAAGAGUGAAUGAUUUUGCCGGUUCCUGUGCUUUGGCCAGGGGGGGGACACUCAAGUCAUUGCAAAUUUUUCUAAAGAAAGUUGCGCCAUCUACUUUUCCUAACUGG